UCAAGAUUUUGAUUCUAUUUUAAGAGGACUGAGACAGGACCAGGUUGUGUCAGGUGUUAUAUUCAGUUUCUACGGAUUUCUAUCUGCUACAACAAACCACAGAGGCUGCUUUCUCCUCCAGAUGGGACAAUAAUAAGUUCGUGCUCACAUCAGUCACCUGCCACAGAGAUGAAGGAGCUUGUUCUUCUGCUCAUUUUAUUCCCUAUCGCUCAUUCAGUUAAAAACUCUUUGAUGUUGAAUCUCACGAUAUCUUCUGGAGUCCCAGACGUACCAGAAUAUGUGGUUGUGGCAAAAAUUGACGGAAUUACUGUGGUUUACUACAACAGCAGCAUGAAAGCACCAGAACCCAGACAAGUCUGGGUGAAAAAAUUAAUUGAUAAAUAUCCAGGGCGAUGGAAAAAUGGUACUCAGAAAUGCAAGGAGUAUUAUGAUGUCCUCAAAUAUGAAACAGGCAUCAUUACUAAAUACUCCAACCAAACCGGAGGUGUUCAGAUUGUCGAGCAGAUCAUCGGUUGUGAAUGGGACGACGAGACUGACCUGGUUGAUGGCUACAAGAAGUAUAGUUUGAAUGGAGAAGAUUUCAUUGCAUUUGAUGUGAAGACAGAGACUUGGAUCUCUUCAAACCCUCUGGCUGAAAGCAUUAAACAGAAGUGGGACAGAAAUAAAGACAGAAAUGGAUACUGGAAGAACCUCCUCACAAAUGAUUAUGUUGAUGUGCUGAAGAAGUAUAUCAAAUAUGUGAAGAAUGUCCUGAAUAGAAAAGACGUCACCUCAGUGUCUCUCCUCCAGAAGACUCCCUCCUCUCCAGUCAGCUGCCACGCUACAGGUUUCUACCCUGACAGAGCCAUGAUGUUCUGGAGGAAAGAUGGAGAGGAGAUUCAUGAAGGAGUGGAACAUGGAGAGAUCCUCCCCAACCAUGAUGGAUCCUUCCAGAUGAAUGUUGACCUGGACAUUUCAUCAGUCUCACCUGAAGACUGGAGGAGGUACGACUGUGUGUUUCAUCUCUCUGGAGUUGAGGACAUUGUCACUAAUCUGGACCAACCACGGAUCCUGCCUCGUUACUCAGCAUUUCCUACUCGUAUUAUUGUCGGUGGAGUUGUUGGGGGACUGCUGCUCCUGGCUCUCUGUGUCACUGGAAUCAUAAUCUGGAGAAGGAACAAUAAAGGUCAGGAACAAAGAUGGUUAACUGUAACAUCGACUUUUUCAACAAGCUCUUUAGUAAUGAGUUGGAUCUGUAAGAAAUGUAUCUUACAAACAAGACAAACAAAAAUAAUUACACUGUGAUCUGUUUUCAGGAUUCAGACCUGCAAACUGUAAGUAUUCUGUCUUUACGUCACAUGUCACAUAGAUACAUAUGCAAUAUUUAUACAGCAUACAGAAAUGAAUUGUUGCUAUUUGUAUUGCUACUUAAUGAACUUUUGAUGUGUAAUGUGUCAUUUGCUCGUGCAUUGUACUGGUAACAGAAGUAGGAAAGUCAUGAAAGUAAUUAGUACCUGCUUGUUCUCUCAGAUGAUUUACUGUUUGUUUGUUUUCUUGUAUUUUCACUUGCAGCAGCAGAAAACAAGACAUCUACAGAUGAAACUAUCAUUUAAGAACUACUGUUCAAGCAAACCAUUUUCUGAAUAAGAACAUUUAUUAGAAAUAUGAUGUUGUAUAUUUUCUUAUAUUUUCUAGUGAUGAUCAGUUGUACUUUUAACAAAAAAACAUUAACCAUUUAAUUGGACCGAUAUAUAUAUAUAUGUGUGUGUGUGUGUUUGUGUGUGUGUGUGUGUGUGUGUGUGUGUGUGUGUGUGUGUGUGUAUAUAACAAUUUGAACUACAAGCCUCUGUCAAUGUCUCUACUGUUGGAGUGAUAUCUGAAGAUAAUGCUAUGUCAACUUGUUUCUGCACCCUGCUGGUGGAGGAGGGUCACUGCAACCGCUGAGAGACACCAAAGAUUAAGACAAAACAUGUCCCUGUCAUUUAUCACCACGUACUCCUCUGAUAUGCUCUCUUUCUUUGUGAUGAAUUCCAGUUACAUGAGAUGUGGCCAUUGUCAGUGUUUUAGUCAGGAUGUAUGCAGUCACUGGUGGUAUAUUAAACCUGUUUCACUCGGUUACUCCUGUCUAUAAUAAUAUACAAAUAAAUCCUCUGGGAUUUGCUUUUAAAGUAGCAACAAAACGUU
Molecule: messenger RNA, 2163 nt
Organism: Mugil cephalus (flathead mullet)
Lineage: Eukaryota; Metazoa; Chordata; Actinopteri; Mugiliformes; Mugilidae
Product: major histocompatibility complex class I-related gene protein-like
Exons: 6
Coding region: 169-1284 (371 amino acids)
Biological process (GO): immune response
Cellular component (GO): external side of plasma membrane
Source: RefSeq, a predicted model, not a curated record